UGUAAACUUUCCUUUGGGACAUGCUCAUGACCUCAGCUCCGCUCCCUGGAGUGUGCUUGAGGAGGGAAGGCUGGCGACAACACACCUCUGGUCAGUGUGAAUACUAAUCUCUACGUAGGAUUUGAAGUAGGAUUUAAUAGCAGCCGAGUCAGACCCAUGUCCCGUGUGGCUAUUAACUCCUAGGAGUAAUGCCAUCUGUGCAGGCUUUUCUCAGAGCCAUCAACGGAAAAUAAUGGCUGAAGAAAACACGGACUUGAAGACCAUUUUGCGAGAAGAUCCAGAUUCUUUCCUGAAAUCAGCUCGCCUCCAGCGCCUGCCGUCCUCUUCAUCGGAGAUGGGCAGUCAGGACGUCUCGCCGCUGCGGGAGACCAGCAAAGACCCAUUCUCUGGGGACUGCAGCUGCCGCCAGGAUGGUCUGACGGUGAUCAUCACUGCCUGCUUAACCUUCGCUAUGGGCGUCACGGUAGCCCUGAUCAUGCAGAUCUACUUUGGGGAUCCACAGAUAUUCCAUCAGGGCGCCGUGGUGACCGACGCGGCCCGCUGCACAGCGCUCGGCAUCGAAGUGCUCAACAAGCAGGGAUCCUCGGUGGACGCAGCCAUCGCUGCAGCUCUGUGCUCAGGAAUCAUCAACCCCCACACGUCCGGCAUCGGCGGGGGGGGAGUGAUGCUGGUCCACGACAUCCGGAAGAACGAGAGUCAGGUGAUUGACUUCCGAGAGACGGCCCCCUUGGGGAUCCAGGAGGAGGGCCUUCGGGAGGCCUGGGAGAUAAAGCCGGGUCUCUUGGUGGGGGUGCCAGGCAUGAUCCAGGGAAUGCACAAAGCCCAUCAAUCGCACGGGAGGCUCCUGUGGUCAGAACUUUUGGGCCUUGCUGCAAACAUCGCCCAGGAUGGAUUCAAUGUCACGCAUGACUUGGCCAGAGCUAUCACUGAACUGAAGGAGCUGAACUACUCGGACAAAUUCAGAGAGACUUUCCUUCCAGAGGGCCAGCCGCUGUUGCCUGGAAUGUUUAUGAAGCGACUCGAUCUAGCCACCAUUUUACAUCUGGUUGGCUCAGAAGGGGUCUCGGCCUUCUAUAGUGGAAACUUGACCCAGGAGAUUAUUUCUGAGGUUCAUAACUAUGGAGGAGUCCUGUCAGAGGAAGACUUCAGUAACUACAACGCCCUAGUAGAGAAUCCAGUCCACACGGUGUAUCAAGGUCACCUUGUUCUCAGCCCUCCACCUCCACACGCAGGUCCUGCCUUGAUCACAGCUCUAAAUAUCCUGGAGGGCUUUAAUAUCAGCCAGAUAACCAGGGAAAAUACCCUCCAUUGGAUAGCAGAGACAUUAAAAAUAGCACUGGAGCUAGCUAACAGCUUGGGAGACCCAGGCUUUAAUGCCUCCAUCUACCAAAGUGUAGAAGACAUGGUCAGUAAAUCAAAGGCAGGGUUGCUGCGUCAGCGGAUUAACGACUCGCAGGCUGUCCCUUCUGGUAUCAGUAUCCCACAGUUCUCCACCGAGAGCGACUCCCCUGCUAGCCAGGUCCUUGUUAUGGGACCUGAUGACUACAUCGUAGCAGUUGUGAGUUCCCUGAACCGCCCAUUUGGAAGUGGAAUAAUAACGCCCUCUGGAAUCCUUCUAAACAGCCAGAUGUUGGACUUUUCCUGGCUGAACAGCACGUCAAACCACUCAUCUUCCAGCCUGACAAAUCUUAUUCAGCCGGGGAAAAGACCCCUGUCCUUUUUACUGCCCACUAUCGUUCGGCCGUCAGAUGGGAUGUGUGGAACCUACCUGUGUCUGGGCGCUAACAAUGGGGACAAAGCCUUGAGCAGCAUCACGCAGGUUUUAGUAAAUGUUUUAACACUUAACAAGAACCUGAGUGAGAGUCUGUCACUGGGUCGGCUGCACCCACAGGUUCAAUCCAACAUCCUGCAAGUUGACAGUGAAUUUCCUGAAGAAGACAUUGAUUUCCUGGAAGCCAGAGGUCAUCAAGUAGAUAAAGUUGACGUGCUGUCACUGGUUCACGGAGCCAGGAGAACUAACAACUUCAUCAUUGGUGUGAAAGACCCAAGAAGCAUGGAUGCUGCAGGAGCUACAAUAUUAUAGCAAGUGCCAGAUGGUGGGUUCAUUGGAUAAGGCUUUAAACAACAACAACAACAGUUAUGUGCAUGUUCUGAAAUGGCCUGGGGUGGAACAAGUUGUGGGUUUGUGCAUUGCUGAACAGACUUUCUGCAUUCCCGCCCCAAGCAAAGUAGUAGUGGCUUGGAAA
This is a messenger RNA of Pelodiscus sinensis (Chinese soft-shelled turtle), 2246 nucleotides long. It is a transcript of the gene GGT7, whose product is annotated as gamma-glutamyltransferase 7. Gene Ontology annotation, biological process: glutathione catabolic process. The record is from RefSeq and is a predicted model, not a curated record. Lineage: Eukaryota; Metazoa; Chordata; Testudines; Trionychidae. Gene Ontology annotation, cellular component: plasma membrane. Gene Ontology annotation, molecular function: glutathione gamma-glutamate hydrolase.